CCGGUGGUGUUAACAGAAACAGUAUUCAGGAGCUCGUUCCAUGAGAGGACACUUAACAUUUGACCUUCUUUUUUUUUCUACACCACCGACAAAAUGGAUAACGUUUGUCCCUGCUCCGCCAACACUGACAGGUUGUCAAACCCUAUUCUCUACAACAUCCUGAGCCAAAUGGAGUCCAGCAAGACAAGUCAUGACUUCAGCUACGGCUCAGCAGCUCACAGAUGCAACUGUGAGCUGCGGCGGACCGUCUGUCUGAAGAGGCCAACUGAGAUAUGUAAAGAAGCUUCGUCGGUUCUGGUUAAAACAAUUCAUUUCAUGAAGAACUUACCUGCUUUUAACCAGCUGCCAACAAACGACCAGUUCUCGCUCCUAAAAAGCUGCUGGGCACCUCUCUUCAUUCUGGGUCUGGCCCAGGAGCAUGUGGACUUUGAGGUGACCAACAGCCCCGCUGACAGCAUGCUGAAGAAGAUCCUCCUCAACCACCAGGAGAGCCCUGAGCUAGACAGGGAGCAGCCCACCAUCUCUGGUGUCAGCAGACUCAAGUCCUGCCUCAAAAAGUUCUGGAGUUUGGAUUUGAGUCCAAAGGAGUAUGCGUACCUCAAAGGCACCACAAUGUUUAAUCCAGAUGUACCAGAUUUGAAGGCGGCUAUGUUUGUUGAAGUCUUGCAACAGGAAGCUCAGCACGCCCUCAGUGAGGUGGUCCAGCUCAUUCAGCCAGGAGACCAGGAGCGAUUCGCUCGAAUCCUCCUCACGGCCUCCAUGUUGCAAAGCAUCACGCCAAGCCUCAUCACUGAACUCUUCUUCAGGCCUGUGAUUGGCCAGGCCGACCUGCUGGAGCUGCUGAUCGACAUGCUCUUCUGUAAAUAGAGGAGCAGGACUUCAGUGUAACUGUACUUACCCAGGGACUGGAUUUAAUGGAGGGACUUCCAGAACUUUAUUGGAGCACGCUCAGCAGUUUUUCCUUCAUAAAAUGAAGGAAUGGUUCACAACAAAGCUUGUGACAACCGCAUACAUUUCCUAAAGUUUCACCAAAACUGAAACUUUAGCUGUACAACAGAGAGAAACCAACUGUUUAUAUACGUGUGUCUCAUAUUUUUGUUGUAAAUAAGGUUUGUCUGCAUGAAAAGGACAUGUCAAAUAAAUAUUUAUUUUUGUACAAGAACGUAACAGUGAA
This is a messenger RNA of Cynoglossus semilaevis (tongue sole), 1174 nucleotides long. RefSeq names its product nuclear receptor subfamily 0, group B, member 2a (gene nr0b2a). Gene Ontology annotation, molecular function: transcription factor binding; transcription corepressor activity. The transcript has 2 exons. Lineage: Eukaryota; Metazoa; Chordata; Actinopteri; Pleuronectiformes; Cynoglossidae. Gene Ontology annotation, biological process: negative regulation of transcription by RNA polymerase II; circadian rhythm. The coding region runs from base 94 to 867 and encodes 257 amino acids. The record is from RefSeq and is a predicted model, not a curated record. Gene Ontology annotation, cellular component: cytoplasm; nucleus.